AUGAACAUGGCCAAGGCAGCCAGCGUUGGUGCUAAGAACGGCGUUGUUGCUGUCGCCGAUCAGCAGAAAGAAGGCCCCAAGAUGAACUGCAGUAGCUACGCCUUCCAGAUGCCGUUGCACUACCCGCGGUACAAGAAGGCGGACUACGAGAGCAUGCCGGAGUGGCGCGUCGACUGCCUGCUCCGCGAGUACGGCCUCCCCGUCGACGGCGACCUCGACAGCAAGAGAAAGUUCGCCAUGGGCGCCUUCCUCUGGCCCGGCCAGUACUGA
Molecule: messenger RNA, 270 nt
Organism: Miscanthus lutarioriparius
Lineage: Eukaryota; Viridiplantae; Streptophyta; Magnoliopsida; Poales; Poaceae
Source: the annotation of a GenBank genome assembly